CGUCUCUCUCUCUCUUUCUCUCUCUCUCUCUCUUCCUUCCAAGCAAGGAACGUAGCAUUCAUUCAUUGCUCAUCUUCUUCGAUUACGUUCGCAAUAAGAGCUGAAGUUUUCUUUCUGAAACUUUCCCGGAAUCCAAACAAACCUUUAGGUUCUUCUUCUUCUUUUUCUUUGGUUUUCCGUUUUGUUCCGAGAAAUGGGAAGCAAAUGGAGAAAAGCAAAGCUAACAUUAGGUCUCAAUAUGUGCCUCGACAUUCCGAAGACGCUCGACGAUCCCACUUCUCCUCCCCGGAGAUCUUCCGACGACGCUUCUUCUCCGACGAUGGCGGCGACUGCGGCUGCGGCUGCGGCGGUUCGGCCCACCACUCCGACACCGUCGUCCUCUGGGCUCCGCUUGUCCAGGUCCUUCAAUAAAUCCCAAUCCAAGAAGACGUGUGCGAUAUGCUUGAUGGAGAUGAAGCCGGGUUUAGGGCAUGCCAUUUUCACUGCAGAAUGCUCACACUCGUUUCACUUCCAUUGCAUUACAACCAAUGUUAAGCAUGGGAACCAGAUAUGUCCCGUGUGCCGGGCCAAAUGGAAAGAGAUCCCUCUUCAGAGCCCUAACCCUAAGCAUGUGAACCUCUUGGGUGGUCGGCUCAGAGAUAGGGUCCAGCCUCGGUCUUCUACUCGACCGGAAAGAUCUAGGCCGGUCUCUUCUCCCUUCAAUGGCCCCGAGCCCGCAAUUUACAAUGAUGACGAAGUUCUGGAACAUCAACACAGAUCCACUGGAUCGACUCAGGAGCAGUGCAGUGUUGUUUCUGGCAGCAUGGAAGUGAAAACCUACCCCGAAAUCUCUGAAGUCUUGAGGUCUGUUUCGUAUAAAGAUUUCGUCGUUCUGAUCAAUAUAAAGGCUCCUCCUUCUGCCCCGAAAGCAUCGUCUUCUCGUGCUCCGGUUGAUCUUGUCACGGUUCUUGAUGUGAGCGGAAGCAUGGCCGGGACAAAACUGGCGCUGCUGAAACAAGCCAUGGGGUUUGUGAUCCAGAACCUCGGCCCCUUCGACAGGCUCUCUGUCAUAGCCUUCUCCUCCUCAGCACGACGCAUCUUUCCUCUUCGGCUCAUGACCGAGACAGGGAAACAAGAAGCAUUACAGGCAGUUAACUCAUUGGUCUCAAACGGUGGAACAAACAUAGCAGAGGGCUUGAAGAAAGGAGCAAGAGCCUUGAUCGAUCGUAGGUACAAGAACCCUGUGUCCAGUAUCAUACUCUUGUCUGAUGGCCAAGACACAUACUCUGUUACUAGUCCCAAUGGUUCUUGCUCCAGAGGGAUGGACUACUACAAAGCCCUCCUCCCGAUCGAGAUUGGUAACCGACAAAACAAUGGAAACUCGAUUCCAGUUCAUGCUUUCGGGUUUGGUGCAGACCACGAUGCCUGCUCGAUGCACUCAAUAUCAGAAAACUCCGGAGGGACAUUUUCCUUCAUAGAAGCCGAAACUGUUUUACAGGACGCUUUCGCUCAGUGUAUCGGAGGCCUUCUGAGCGUAGUAGUUCAGGAACUGAGCGUCAAAGUCGAGUGUGUUCAUCCGGGAUUACGUAUCAGCUCGAUAAAAGCCGGAAGCUACAGUGUUAAUCGCUGCCCAGAUUCAAGAACUGGGAUCAUCAACGUAGGAGAUCUAUAUGCAGAUGAAGAGAGAAACUUUCUGGUGAAUCUCGACAUCCCGGUUGACGAAACUUCAGAUCAGAUGUCACUUCUGAAAGUCAAAUGCGAUUACAGAGAUCCCGUGACGAAAGAGACUGUCACGGCGCGCGACUCCGGAGAAGUGAAGAUCCUUAGGCCGCAAGAAACAACUGGUUUGGCGGUUUUGUCAGUAGAAGUAGACAGGCAGAGGAUCAGGUUACGUGCUGCAGAAGCGAUAUCUGAGGCUAGGGUUUUAGCCGAGCGCGGGGAUCUUACAGCGGCCGUGUCUCUGCUGGAGACAUGCCGCCAGUUUCUGUUGGAAACAUUGUCUGGUCGGGCCAAUGACCCGUUGUGCGUGGCCCUUUGUGCCGAGCUUAGGGAGACGCAGGAGCGAAUGGCGAGCCGACAAGUGUACGAGACGUCGGGUCGGGCUUAUGUUCUGUCGGGUCUGAGCUCGCAUUCAUGGCAGAGAGCGACUGCCAGAGGCGAUAUGAGCGAGACGAGAGUGUUGCAGACUUACCAGACUCCAUCAAUGGUGGAUAUGGUGAAUCUAUCUCAAACUAUGACUUUCGGAAACCCUAAUUCGAAUUCGAGCUCGAGUUUGCCGUCAUCGUCGCAGAGGAAACUCCGGCAAGCUCUUUCGUUUCCGGCGAGGCCACGCCCUAGGUGAUCGGAGGAAAAGGUUAAAAUGGGGAUAUCAGAAUUCUUUUCUGCAUCUUUUUUUGUUUGUGAUUUGUUUAAACUUGGGGUAGUUUACGUAAUUUAUCAAUUUUUGGGGUAUAAGUGAAAUGGAUGGUUUUUAGCGGGGAAGAAAAAAAGAAAGAAAAUGGGGCAAUUGCGGAAUUAGUGCUUAUAUAAGGAUACGAAUGUGAAUUCUGCUUAGUUAGGUCGUGUGGGACUGUGGAAGGUGGGUAUAGGCUUGUAAUUGUGGAAAAAUAUUAUCCCAUUUAUAUUUUAUAAAAUCCCAUUUUCUCUUA
Molecule: messenger RNA, 2627 nt
Organism: Tarenaya hassleriana
Lineage: Eukaryota; Viridiplantae; Streptophyta; Magnoliopsida; Brassicales; Cleomaceae
Exons: 2
Coding region: 194-2320 (708 amino acids)
Source: RefSeq, a predicted model, not a curated record